Colletotrichum higginsianum IMI 349063 is the source of this 2820-nucleotide messenger RNA. Its product is annotated as PHD-finger domain-containing protein. The record is from RefSeq and is a predicted model, not a curated record. Gene Ontology annotation, molecular function: protein binding. The transcript has a single exon. NCBI's taxonomy places the organism in Eukaryota, Fungi, Ascomycota, Sordariomycetes, Glomerellales, Glomerellaceae. Bases 1 to 2820 code for a protein of 939 amino acids.
AUGACCGAAAAGCUACAGCCACUGUCGACGCAGACCGCGACUCCUAGUCAGAACCUCUUCGCCCCAAGCGUGACCGUCUCUACCCACAACGUUCCACGCAAGGUUGAGACGGUAGAGGAAGAAGAGCCGUACACAAUCAAGUGUAUCUGCAACUUCUCUGAUGAUGAUGGAAACACGAUCUACUGCGACACGUGCGACACAUGGCAGCACAUAGACUGCUUCUACCCAGACAGCCGAGAGGAGGCACUUCGCGAGGAUUUCGCCCACUCGUGCGCCGACUGCAAGCCGCGUCCACUAGACCGACAAAAGGCCAUUGAGCGCACCCGUCGGCUGAAGAACGGCGGCACCGCAGAAGGUGCCCCGGACAAGAAGGUCAAACGUCCGCCAUCCAAGAGCCACAAAAAGAAGCCAAAACCCACCGACUUGCAGCUGAAUGGUCUGGCCACGGGCCAGGAGAAUGCGAAGCACGGAAGUCCGAGCGAUCAUCCUCACCCGACCAAGAAGACGAAGACAUCCCACCGGCCUUCCCACUCGAUAAGUUCACAAAAUGCGAAGAGGAGCCCUUCGUACGGGAACAACCGCCCCCAACCCAACGGUCAUCCUCCAAGCCCUGCCACGACGCCUCCGGAUCUUCCGAGCGACUUUCAAAUACACAACUACUCGGACGGUUUUCUCUCGAUGACCAAGGAGGCAGACGUCCCUAUCACGCAAAUCAAUUCGUUUGCUAGCCUAUUGGUCUCAAACACUCUUUCCGUUUGGCUUCGCGAACCCCUUCGCUUGAGGAAAGACACAGGUGGAGAACUCAACGACGUUUUUGCUAAACUCCCCAAAGACAUCGACACUCAGAAGCGUCAGCUGCACGUGGAGAGCAAGAAGCUUCCCCUUGGUUCCGAUACCGUACUUCGGUGGCAGUAUCUCGCAACCCCUGCUGCCAUCGAGAAAGACGUGCCUUUGAUUGAACUCAACGGCGUCAUUGGCUUCCAGAAGGACUAUUGCGACGACCCCGAAAACCUGUGGGAGGAGCUGUCCUCGCCGCUUCCGUUCGUGUUCUUCCAUCCGAUGCUGCCGUUGUACAUCGACACCAGGAAAGAAGGAUCGCUUGCCCGCUUCGCCCGAAGGAGCUGCAAGCCAAACGCCAUUCUGGAUACAUAUCUGUCGGGGCAGUCUGAAUACCACUUUUGGCUAGUGAGUGAUCGGCACAUCGCUGCAAACGAGCAAAUCACGCUUCCAUGGGAAUUCAGGUUGCCCAAGAAGUUCCAAGCCCGUAUGCACCAUCUCUUGGGGGUCGCCGACGACGACACACAAGCCCAGAAUGAGGUUGAGAUGGACGAGGCAGAGUAUCAAACGCUCUCCGGCUGGAUUCAUCGGAUACUAUCCGAGCACGGCGGCUGUGCGUGCGAUCUAGGUGCAAAUUGCGCCUUUGCCCGCUUCCACAGACAACACCAGGCCAAAAUACAGUCUCGUCCCGCCGUCAAAAAGAAGUCAAGGAAACCCAAAACCCACACGAUUUCACCCACCAGUACCGGGCACGCCACCAACAGUCGCGCAGCCAGUGAAGGCCACCACGAUGACGUCGACAACGAUGCUCGGUCGGUAUCGGAGCGCAGCAAGCCCCCCAGCCGUGACCGUACGCCCUUGCGUCAAGGCUCCCUUGACCGACCCGGCAUCCUCACCGAACCUACUGACCGGGACAAGCGCAAAGUCCAGAUGGUUGAAGACUCAUUCAGACGCAUGGAACAACAACAGCCCCCUCGCAAGAAAAAGCGCGCGUCCGACGGCACUGGGUCCAAGACGAAACAGAGGAACUCGACCAGCAAUGCGUCCACAGGCACUUCGCAAUACGUCGACGCCGGGACAUCAAGGAGCAAGUCGAAUUCUCCGUCCGGUGAUGUUUCGCCGACAGCACAAAAUCCUCAUAAGGCAUCGGCGUCUCGGAAUGGUUCCGUUGCAACGCAGUCCAGACGGGAGUCCUCUGGACCUCGUCCUGUCUAUUGCGACGCUUCUGUGCAGACUGACCCAGUUGAGGGUGAAUGGUACAGCGAGCAUGUCCAGACCCCUAAGCCACGUCGCCGGAUUAUAUCCUUGUCUCAGCGAUUGCUCAACAACCGGCAUCGACUGCGAUGCGACGAGGCUGACAGACGCAAGUCCCUUCCGUCGACCAUGCUCCAGGAACCAACACCCAUGGAUGUAGACUCGCCUGCCGACCACAGACCUGUGACUGGUUCUCCGACACCGUCGAAAGAAUCGACUAACCCCGGACAAAUCACAUCGCCUGCUGCCUCAUCCGUGGGAGACAUCAUCAUGGCAGACGCCCCAACGAGAUCGCCAAGUACAAUCAAGUCGCCUAUACAGACCGAUUCCGCCACGGAGACGUUGGUCAACGUUGUGACCGGCCCCUCGAAGAUAAAGUCACCAGAACUCCGAGUACAGUUGCCGCCGGUUCCCGCUUUUAACGGUCCGGUGUUGGGAACACCCAGCGCGACAACGCCGUCUUCAGCCUCCACAACUGCGCAGUCCCCUUUCUCCGCCGGCAGUCUUUGCAACCCUUUUGCACCUUCGGCUGUCAAUGGCGCAGCGGCGCAUCCGAGCCCUGUGAAGAAGAAGUUGAGCCUCAGCGAUUACACAAAAAGCAGAAUGAACAAGGCGAAGAGUAUUGGCGGAUUGAAGACGUCGCUAUCAGGGACCGAGGAGUCGAAGCCGGCGCUUGAUGCCAUUGCCGACUCACCGGCUGUCGAUAAAGGCACAGAUGUCUUGACACCCGUAACGGGCAACACGGCCAACUCGAUCACCGCGGCCACAGCAACAAACAACUCCUUGUAA